Molecule: messenger RNA, 1793 nt
Organism: Schistosoma margrebowiei
Lineage: Eukaryota; Metazoa; Platyhelminthes; Trematoda; Strigeidida; Schistosomatidae
Source: the annotation of a GenBank genome assembly
GUUAAGAUGAGUGAUUCGGGAGUGGCGGGUUUUCAUCUACUGCUUUACGUCAUCUAGGAAGAUGGGUGAUAAGAGGUUUAAGGUCGUGAUCAAAUCACCUAGUGACAAAAUACCUAGUUUGACUGUGCAAUGCCUUUCUCACUGGCUGGCCAGUGACUUGAAAAACUACUUAUCAGAGCAUCAUCCCGCUCAACCUAGUGUCUCAUCUCAAAGACUUAUCCAUGCUGGUAAACUUUUGAAAGACGAUACAUCAAUCUCAGACAUUUGUAGUCAGGUCGAUGGGCUUCCUACGAUCCAUCUAGUAUAUCCCAGCCCAAGACUAAUGGGUGAUUCUAAUGUCAACAAACACCGAGGUGACAAUACUUUGUUUGAUAUUUCACCCGAGCAAAUGCAUAAAUAUCAGCAGGCGUAUUAUCAUUACUUACAAACUUUUUAUAUGGAGAAUCCUCCAGUAAAUCGAACUGAGUACCGCAUACAGGAUUACCGUUGCCCUAUCGAUUUUGGAUCAGGGACUAUGAUACAAAUGCUUCCCGGAAACUAUAGUUUCCCUAACAAUGCUUAUGUACCACAAACUCAUAGCUCUUCCCACCAAGCAAUCCCAAACAGUUCAUCUAGCAACACGCAACAGUGGAUUCAAAGAGCACAGGCACUUUUAUCCGGUUGGGGAGUGUUUAAUGGUAAUCGUCGUCAGAGGGAAGCGGGUGAGGUAUUACCGAAUGGAGAUGGAGUUAACCAAAGAGCUGACCAAAUUCAACCCCAAGCAGCACAAGAAGUGUUUAAUAAUGCAAUACGAAAUAAUGAUAGACCCGAUGAAGAGGUUAACGGGGUGGGAAAUAUGGACAUAAUUGAUCGUUUUUACUUGCUUUUUCGACUUUGUCUUUUCGUGGGGCUUUGUUUCGCAUAUUCAUCUUUGGACAAGGCACUUAUUGUGUUCUCAGUUGCUGCUUAUGUAUACCUGUUAAUUCGGUAUUCGUGUUUGCCCUAUAUAUCGUUCUUAAUUCCGAUCAUUUGAGAUGUCAGACAACCAUAAGGAUUGGCGUUAAACGAAUUUGGUUAGAGUUUAUUUUCAUCGUUGGAGUUUUUAUUGUCGGAUGAAUUGAUUGGUUAAAUUAUCUAGUUAGACCAGCGGAUGCCAAGAAAGUUUUCCAAUCGACAGCAGAUAACGAAGCAUGUAAAACAUCAAAAUAUCCUGUUUAAAUUAUCAUUUGCAUAAUUACGAAAAUAUUCUAAUUCUAGGUAUAAUAUCUACCGCAGAUACGCUGUUGUAGAGCGUAUAGUACAGGCUGAACGACGACCACAACAAAAUCCGCAAGGUACACAAAGCAAUUUAAAUACUCCAGCAAAUGAACAAUCAGAGAAUCAACAAAGCCAGCUUGCUCAGGAGUCUACAGAUCAAGCAAACGGUAGCCUACGUGGUGAACAAGAAUCGAGAUUUACGAGGAUAACUACAAAUCUACGUUUGGCAGCAAAUCUUUCUUAUCAGUUCUUUUCAGCUCUGAUUUCCUCAAUUAUUCCAGAACAACCACCACCACUACAUCUAGACUAGAGUUCAUUAUCUUCUAACUUGAUUACUGAACACGAUAUUUUAUUUAGUAUGUUAUACAAGAUAUAAUACUGACCCUAUAACCUCGCUCCUUAUCCACUUUUUAUCUUUAAUUUAAUCCGAAAUUUGUCUUUUGUUUCACAAAGUGCCUUCAUUCUUAUGUCUGUACACACAACAUUGGAAAGCGAGAACGUAGCGACUUGUUGAAGGUUCUAUUCACAACAAAAAUCUAUUUCAAGUAUUUUUUGAG